This is a messenger RNA of Cornus florida, 3608 nucleotides long. RefSeq names its product coatomer subunit beta-1. Gene Ontology annotation, cellular component: COPI vesicle coat; cytoplasm. NCBI's taxonomy places the organism in Eukaryota, Viridiplantae, Streptophyta, Magnoliopsida, Cornales, Cornaceae. The coding region runs from base 298 to 3144 and encodes 948 amino acids. The record is from RefSeq and is a predicted model, not a curated record. Gene Ontology annotation, molecular function: structural molecule activity. Gene Ontology annotation, biological process: intra-Golgi vesicle-mediated transport; intracellular protein transport; endoplasmic reticulum to Golgi vesicle-mediated transport. The transcript has 6 exons.
CGCUUGGUCGUCCGUUGCAAUACAACACACUGUGCGGAUCGCAGAUCUGAAAUAUUACACCCAAACACUUGUGAUAGACUCAUAUAUAUAAUCACACUCUCUGUUGCUGUGAUCGCAGAUCUGCUCUAUUUCUCUCUCUAUACACACACUAUAUAUAUAUACACACACACACACUAUACACACAUCUGCAAAAUUGAGACUUUGUUUUUCCUCUCCGCACGGAGGAUUUGAGAAGAUUGGGAUUGAAUUUCUGAAUCGGACUGUUUCAGAGUGUGAUUGUAAAACAAGGGUGGCACUAUGGAGAAAUCCUGCUCGCUUUUGAUUCACUUUGACAAAGGGACACCUGCUCUUGCGAAUGAGAUCAAGGAAGCUCUUGAAGGGAACGAUGUUCCUGCAAAGGUGGAUGCCAUGAAAAAAGCAAUUAUGCUUUUGUUGAAUGGUGAAACCCUGCCUCAGCUUUUCAUAACAAUUGUUAGAUAUGUGUUACCAUCUGAAGACCACACGAUUCAGAAACUAUUGCUUCUUUAUUUGGAGAUCAUUGAGAAAACCGAUGCCAAAGGUCGGGUUUUACCUGAAAUGAUUUUGAUAUGUCAAAAUUUGAGGAACAAUCUUCAGCAUCCGAAUGAGUACAUUCGGGGGGUAACGCUACGAUUUCUUUGUCGUUUGAAUGAGGUGGAGAUUAUUGAGCCUUUGAUUCCUUCCGUUUUGGCAAAUUUGGAGCAUCGGCACCCGUUUAUUAGGCGGAAUGCGAUUCUUGCUGUGAUGGCAAUUUACAAGCUUCCACAUGGUGAGCAACUUUUGGUUGAUGCACCAGAGAUGAUUGAGAAGGUUCUUUCAACAGAGCAGGAUCAGUCCGCCAGGAGGAAUGCAUUUCUUAUGCUUUUUACUUGUGCCCAGGAUCGCGCCAUUAAUUACCUUUUGACUCAUGUUGAUAAAGUACCAGACUGGGGAGAAUUGCUUCAGAUGGUUGUGUUGGAGUUGAUCCGAAAAGUAUGUAGAGCAAAUAAGGGUGAGAAAGGGAAAUACAUAAAGAUCAUUAUAUCUCUACUGAAUGCCCCUUCAUCUGCUGUUAUUUAUGAAUGUGCCAGCACUCUUGUUUCAUUGUCUUCUGCCCCUACAGCUAUUAGAGCUGCUGCCAAUACUUAUUGUCAGCUUAUUCUCUCUCAGAGUGACAACAAUGUUAAACUUAUUGUGCUUGAUCGGCUGAAUGAACUCAAAUCCUCUCAUAGAGAGAUUAUGGUUGAUUUGAUUAUGGACGUUCUUAGGGCACUCUCAAGCCCGAAUCUUGACAUUCGGAGGAAAACAAUUGAUAUUGUUCUUGAGUUGAUCACCCCUCGUAACAUCAAUGAGGUUGUUCUCACUUUGAAGAAGGAAGUUGUUAAGACUCAGAGCGGGGAGCUUGAGAAGAAUGGAGAAUACCGGCAAAUGCUUAUUCAAGCCAUUCAUUCUUGUGCAAUCAAGUUCCCAGAAGUGGCAAGCACAGUGGUUCAUCUAUUGAUGGAUUUCCUGGGCGACAGCAAUGUUGCUUCAGCUAUGGAUGUGGUGGUUUUUGUGAGAGAGAUAAUUGAAACCAACCCAAAAUUAAGGGUUUCUAUUAUUACCAGGCUACUGGACACUUUCUACCAGAUCCGAGCAGCACGGGUGUGUUCCUGUGCACUUUGGAUUGUUGGAGAGUACUGCCUAUCUCUUUCUGAAGUUGACAGUGGUAUUGCAACCAUUAAGCAGUGCCUCGGAGACCUACCAUUUUACUCGGUAUCAGAAGAAGGGGAACCUACUGAUUCUUCACAAAAGUCUAAUCAAGUAAACUCCAUAACAGUUUCAUCUAGAAGACCAGCUAUCCUUGCUGAUGGGACUUAUGCUACACAGAGUGCUGCCUCUGAAACUGCUUUCUCGCCCCCUGCUAUUGUUCAAGGAUCCUUGGCUUCUGGAAAUCUGAGAUCCCUUCUUCUCACUGGUGACUUUUUCCUUGGGGCAGUUGUGGCCUGCACGCUGACAAAGCUUGUUCUGAGAUUGGAAGAGGUUCAAUCAUCAAAAGUUGACGUGUACAAAGCCUCCACUCAAGCAUUAUUGAUCAUGGUCUCAAUGCUACAGUUAGGGCAAUCUUCAUUUCUUCCGCACCCAAUUGAUAAUGAUUCUUAUGAUAGGAUUGUUCUCUGCAUAAGAUUGCUUUGCAACACUGGGGAUGAGAUCAGGAAGAUAUGGCUGCAGUCCUGCCGUGAAAGUUUUGUUAAAAUGCUUUCAGAUAAACAGUUCAGAGAAACAGAGGAAAUUAAAGCGAAGGCUCAGAUUUGUCAUGCACAACCAGAUGACCUUAUUGACUUUUACCAUUUGAAGAGCAGGAGGGGUAUGAGCCAGCUGGAGUUGGAAGAUGAGGUCCAAGAUGAUUUGAAACGUGCUACUGGGGAAUUCAUCAAGGAUGGAGAUGACGCAAAUAAGCUAAAUCGUAUUCUGCAGCUCACUGGAUUUAGCGAUCCAGUUUAUGCCGAAGCUUAUGUGACAGUCCACCAUUACGAUAUUGUCCUUGAUGUUACGGUUAUUAAUCGAACCAAGGAGACCCUCCAGAAUUUGUGCUUGGAGUUGGCAACUAUGGGCGAUCUUAAACUAGUUGAUCGUCCACAGAACUAUACUUUAGCUCCUGAAUCAAGCAAGCAGAUAAAGGCCAAUAUUAAGGUGUCCUCAACUGAGACUGGAGUCAUAUUUGGGAACAUUGUUUAUGAGACAUCAAAUGUACUUGAGCGGACAGUUGUUGUCCUCAAUGACAUCCACAUUGACAUUAUGGACUACAUCUCUCCUGCUGUGUGUAGUGAUGUGGCUUUCAGGACCAUGUGGGCAGAGUUUGAGUGGGAAAACAAGGUUGCUGUCAACACUGUAAUUCAAGAUGAGAAGGAAUUUCUUGAUCACAUUAUCAAAUCAACCAACAUGAAGUGCCUUACUGCUCCAUCCGCGCUGGAUGGCGAGUGUGGAUUCCUGGCUGCUAAUUUGUAUGCGAAGAGUGUGUUUGGGGAGGAUGCUUUGGUAAAUCUGAGCAUUGAGAAACAAGCAGAUGCUAAGCUGAGUGGGUAUAUUAGGAUAAGGAGCAAGACUCAAGGAAUUGCUCUUAGUUUGGGCGACAAGAUUACACUCAAGCAGAAGGGUGGCAGCUGAGAUUGGUCAUCAUUUGCACAUUAGAUUUGUUGUCAGUCAUCAUUCUGGAGAAGAGGAGACACUAAAAGACGGGAAAGAGAGAAUUCAUUCAUUUUCCUCUCUCAUACGAGCGAAGGAAAAGCCCAAUGUAUGUUUUAGAAGUUUUUGUUUUAUUGUGGUAAAAUGUUUUGCCUGAACUACAUCCCUUCAGUUUGCACUGCUUCCCUACCAAACUGGUUGCAAGGUCAUCCGUCGAGAUGCAUUUUUUAUGAGAGCGAAAAAAGGACAAGACUUGUCAUUGUUCCUUGGAACUAUGAAUUUGUAGGUUUUUGCAGAUUAUAGUCAGACUGUUAUAUGAUGUUCCCUUCACACUUUUGGGAGAAUUAUGUGCAAAUUGGAGGUUCACAUGUAGCAUUAUCUUGAUUUCUGGUUGUGCUAUUCUAAAACAAAGAAUUUAUCAUUGAUUUUUUUUUUUUCGCAGAAAA